Molecule: messenger RNA, 2336 nt
Organism: Galdieria sulphuraria
Lineage: Eukaryota; Rhodophyta; Bangiophyceae; Galdieriales; Galdieriaceae
Exons: 1
Coding region: 7-2139 (710 amino acids)
Cellular component (GO): cytoplasm
Source: RefSeq, a predicted model, not a curated record
GUUGACAUGUUUCAAGUGGUAAAUACAAAGUCGACACAAGGGAGAAACUCACCAUCGGCACUGUUUCGUCAAAGUUCCGAGAAUUUCCUCAGUGAAAGCUUCGAACAGGCUAUGCGGACUUCUUCACCGAAGCCUCAGAUAGACCCAGACUCUUUAGCUGAAGUAACGAAUAAUAUGAAACAACAAAAUAGUAUUGCUGCGGUCGCUUAUGUUCUUGUGAUGGGUUUCCACGCAACCAAAGGCUGUUGCUUAGAAUACGCUUAUCCUCGGUUGGAGUUGGACAGUACUAACCUUGGUACGCAAGGCAGUGACCUAGCGUCACCAUUGUAUUCAACCAGUAGUCCAAGAGAAGAGACUUCGGGCAAGCAGGGAACAAGUUUGGACGCAAGCAGUUCGGUAGAGAAGCAGCUACUCAAGUCACUCAGUCUUUUGCCUUCCAUGGCACUUCCGGAUGGAGUCCAUGAAAGAGAUGACGACUCGGUCUUCUUUCGUGUUGACGACAAAUUGUUUGGAGUUGCGUGUUUUCGUCAAGUAGCAGCAACGAGUAUAUCUUCCUUUAGUGCAGACCCCCGAGCUUCAAGGGAGCAAGAAAGAGACUUUGCUUCACGUGGUACGAUACAAAAAUCUGUCGUAUUGCUCAGUAAAUAUCCACUGUUUGGAGUUUUGCUGGAGCACUUGAGACCUGUUGUUAGUAUUUAUUUUGAACAAGGAGACUUUAAAAGGACGAAUAUACUGGCUCAACUAUAUCAUUCAGUGAAUGCUGCACUGAGUUGCAACCAACAUUGUCUAUAUUCUUCAGCUUUUCUUUAUCAUGGCUUGGAACUACGACGCAUUAUUCGAAGACUCGGUUUUCAUACAUUGAGAAUAGUGAAGCUUUUGUUAUUGGAGAAGAAGGUUCUUCUUCACUCUAGUCCUGUAGAAAGUGCCAGUAACGCAGUGCUUUCAUUAGCUUCUAUUUUUCCUGGAGGACUUUCUUAUAUUGCAGAGUCGACUCAUGCGAAUGAUUCAACUGUUUCACUGGAACAAUCUAGGUUAGGGUUUCCGUUGAAUUGUUUUCGCAGCAAUAGUUCAUGUGUUCUUGAACCUUAUGCACCUUUACAGAGGUUACAGCAACUCUUAGGAUUUCGUAAAGCAAUGAAUGAUGAAAGUAUCGACGAAGAAUUUGGCAAAGCAAACAGUGGUUUUCUGGCAGGAACUUCUCGCAAUCUGGGUUUAUUAAUAGCGAGUAUGACAGACCACUAUGAACAAAGUGAAGUGGGUGGUGCUGCUUUGAAUCCUCCAGAUGCCUUUGUAGAUAUUACACUGGGUGAGGUUCAAUAUGCACCUUGGGUGGAAGAAUUAUGCAGAUUGACUCGACGUGAACGUCGGUUUAUGGAGAAUUUAAUAAGUAUUAUUUCUAAUUCUUUUCCUUCACGUUUGGGAAGAUUUAGAUUAUCUCAAGGAAAACAUACAGAUUAUCUACACUCGGAAGAAUACGCACGUGAACGGUUCCACGAAUACUUACAACAGUUCUUAAUAAGUAUUGCUUCUAUUCCAAAUGUUUUGAAUAAGGAGUGUUGGAGCGAUAAGUUUGACAUCCAGACAAUGUUUCGAUCAGACAUGAUUGAGAAUUAUGGUUUGCCAUUCUGUCAGGCUUGGUUAACAACGAACAUAUUUGAUACUUGGCGUAAGAGCUGUGAUAUGAAUGUGUUAUUUUUUACGAGAUCUAUGGAGAGUAAGCUACCACCAAAGAUGAAAACGGACAAUGUUUCGCCACCGCAUUUGCGUGUUCAGUCAUCAAGUUGUACGACCAGUCCGUUACAAGGGAAAUCACAAAAAGUGGAUCGUCGUCUUGUUUUUCAAGGAUAUCAUAGUGAUUCGGGAGAUGAAGAAACAACGGUGUCUGAUCGUUUGAAGCGGAUUGCAAGCAAUAUUUCUAGCCGAUGGAAUAUGCUCGUACUUGGUGGUUCUUUCAAAUAUCAAAAGAGCAGUGAAGUGAAGUCAACAAGAUUUGAGGAGCCAGUUGGUGAUGGAGGAGAGGUUUCUGUAUAUAAAGAUCCUUUUGAGUCCUCGUGGAAUCAUUCGCAUAAAAAAGCAGUAGAUGACUCGACUGGUCUUGCAGUUAUCGAUACCCAAGAUAUCGUCGAAGGACUAUUCUAACGUAGAAAGUACACAAUAAAUGAAUCCUAUAAAUAGCAUGCUUUGAGUUAUCAGGACAUAUGGAUUGCUGAUCUGUUCAAAUUCCGUAUCUCACACUGUUUUAUCAAACAUCUAUUGCGAGAUCUUUCAAAGGUUCUUUUUAUUUAUGUCCAAUAAAUGCUGUAAGAAGCCGCAUAAUUAAAAAUUUUUUUUUUCCA